AUGGGUAGCAAAGCCGAUCUUGAAAAGAAGAGAACCGAACACACGGAAGACCCCUUCUCAUUCAACAGUAUCAAACAACAAAUCCCUGAGAAUAUCCCUGAGGCAAACGUGGAAGACCACCAAACGGUAUUCCUCCUGAUAUUGGAAGAGUCAAAGUACCCAAUUGCCAAUCAUGUGUCCACUCAAAGACUUCCUGAACCAUGA
Molecule: messenger RNA, 204 nt
Organism: Prunus armeniaca (apricot)
Lineage: Eukaryota; Viridiplantae; Streptophyta; Magnoliopsida; Rosales; Rosaceae
Source: the annotation of a GenBank genome assembly